This is a messenger RNA of Annulohypoxylon maeteangense, 998 nucleotides long. RefSeq names its product putative SPP30 protein. Gene Ontology annotation, biological process: endoplasmic reticulum to Golgi vesicle-mediated transport. The coding region runs from base 203 to 856 and encodes 217 amino acids. The record is from RefSeq and is a predicted model, not a curated record. The transcript is spliced from 2 exons. NCBI's taxonomy places the organism in Eukaryota, Fungi, Ascomycota, Sordariomycetes, Xylariales, Hypoxylaceae. Gene Ontology annotation, cellular component: TRAPPI protein complex; TRAPPII protein complex; TRAPPIII protein complex.
CUAGUAUUAUCGGUACCCCGAAUUAGGUGUGCUCCACACUUAACCUAAUCCACCUACAGAAGGAGCCCACCUCAAAACGUCAACCUUCCACCACCAGCUGCACCUGGAAAUCUUUAAUAAAACGUUCAAGGUUAGGUACCUAACUUAGAACAUUUUUCAUACCUCACCAUAUAUCAGAGUGCAAACAAUCCUCAGCGAAACCAUGUCGAAUCUCCAGCCCGCAAAGGGCAAUGGAAAAGAUCAGCCAGGGCUACGGUACCCGACGAACGGCAAGACAAUCUACCACCGACCGCUCAACCGCACCAAAACCUCCGAACUUAGCGGCUCUAGCUUCGCCUACCUCUUCUCAGAGAUGGUAGGCUACGCAUCCAAGAAGAUAGAAAGCAUCCAGGACUUAGAAAAGCGGCUCAACGCGCAAGGCCACCCGAUCGGCCUCAAGCUCCUCGACCUACUUCUAUACCGCGAGCCGCCGCGGUCGCAGACACGGCCCUUGAACAUCAUCACGCUACUACAUUUCAUCAAGAUCAACGUGUGGCAACACCUGUUCGGGCGGGCGGCUGACGGCCUCGAGAAGUCGUCCGACCCCACCAAGCCGGACGAGUACAUGAUCAUCGACAACGAGCCGCUCGUCAACCGCUACAUCAGCGUGCCGAAAGACAUGAGCCAACUCAACUGCGCCGCCUACGUCGCGGGUAUUAUCGAGGGCGUGUGCGACGGCUCCGCUUUCCCCGCCAGAGUCACAGCGCAUAGUGUUGGUAAGCAGGAGGAGGGCGAGAUGUGGCCCGGUCGGACGGUCUUCUUAGUUAAAUUCGCGCCAGAGGUUAUGGAGAGGGAAGGGUUCCUAGGAAAGGGUUAAAUCAUUAAAUCUGACACGGAGGAUAAAACAUUGAAGCAUAGUCUUUAUAGCAUUGCAUGGCGUUCGGAACGGAUGACGGGAGAUGUUUGGGCAGAUUCAUAUUUCACACAGAGGCGCGAUAUCACGAGAUAGAGACGAGGAG